CCGCUCGGCUCGGGUUACAGUUGCGCUGUAGCUGCUGCACUCGGCGGAGCGCGGAGAGUGUUGUUGCACGACAGGGAGAGGGGGAAAAAAAAAGAAAAGAAAAGAGAAAAAAAAGGAGAGCGUACACCGGGCAUGGGAGCGUUGGCAAGCGGAAUCAGAGGCUUGAGUCGGGCUGGCGAGCAGGUCUGAUCAUCCCGCGGCACUUUUUCUCUCUUUUUUUUUUUCGCUUGUCGGAGCGGCGACGGAACAAGACAGAGACAGACGGAGAGACGUGCCCGUGUUUUUACGCACCGGCCACGCAGCAUGCCCGAGUUGGACUAGAGGCUGUAACCCCUUGCCGGAGCGCAACACGCACGCUGAGAGCCGGGAGAGGGGACAUUUACAAUACAAACUCAAUUCCUUUCGAGAAGAAUAGAGGGAGGAGGAGGAGGAGGAGGAGUGAAAGAUAACACUGGAAUGAAGUGGAGCUCGGGAUUCCCGGCGUGCUGCGGAGUUGUGACUGAUGGAUGAAUGUGGUCAUCUGUAGGCUAUAUACAGCGACAGGUACAGACACCAUCGGGGGAGCGCUGACAAAGACACGGCGCAGCGCUUCAUCGGCAGCCGCAUCGCGCGAAUUGUGUCUCCAGACAGAAAAAUAAUACUAGAAAAAAAAAAAGACUGUGAUUUUUCAUCAGAUCGCAUCGCUGAGUUGUCUCCCAGGUCGCCAGGAGGCUGUUGGGUUUUUUUUUUCUUCUUCUUUUUGUUGGUUGUCUCAGCCACAGGUCAACCAGGACACUCGAGGGGGGUCUCGCUUUCCUCUCCGAUCCGAUCAAGAACCAAACGGGGGGGAGCUUCUCCCUCUGCCUCUGCCCCAUCUCUCGCCACGUCCUGCGGACAGUUCAGUCAAGGACACGGGGGGGCCUGGAGCAGAUUUUUAACUAGUCGGACAGAAGGACAUGUAUCUGAUAUCGACCUCACAUGCUCCCGACUGAUCGUAGCUCACCUUCCCGAAGAUAAAAGGCUUGCCAAGGCGCGCUGUCCGACGCUUCCCGAGUUCUCGGCUCACUCGUCCAGCACGUCCAGUCCAGAAUGGCGGGACUCGGUUGUUGGAAGUAUUACCUCUGGAUCUUUAUUCUAAUGUGCAGGUCGGCGCUGCCCUCGGCCAAGUCGUUGGAGACUAUAAUUUGGAGCUCGCAGAAUUCCAAGUUUGUGGCUGGAAAGGGCCUGGUGAUCUACCCGGACAUCGGGGACAAACUGGACAUCAUCUGUCCCAAAGCAGACCAGGGCAGAGAAUAUGAGUUCUACAAGCUGUACCUGGUGAAGAGGGAGCAGGCGGAGAGCUGCAGUACGGUCCUCGAUCCCAACGUCCUGGUCAACUGCAACAAGCCGGAGAAGGACAUCAAGUUCACUAUCAAAUUCCAGGAGUUCAGCCCCAACUACAUGGGCCUGGAGUUCAAGAGGAACAUCAACUACUACAUCACCUCGACCUCCAAUGGAACGGUCGAGGGCCUGGAGAACCGGGAGGGAGGCGUGUGCAAGAGCCGAGCCAUGAAAGUCAUCAUGAAAGUCGGGCAAGUCCCAAACGCUGCGAACCCCGCGGCGCCGGAGACUCCAGAAGACAACGCCAUACCGGAGUCCAGUCCCAGUCCGCCUGACCAGGGUCGGAUUGGACCCGAGGUGCCAGGAAACCCUGAUACCAUGAAUCAGGACCAGUCCGGUUCCUCAGGUAACUCGGACGGCAUCCUCGGCUCCAAAGUGGCCGUGUUCUCCGCCAUCGGGGCCGGCUGCAUCAUCUUCCUCGUGCUCAUCCUCCUUCUCGUCAUCCUGCUCAUCAAGAUGCGCAAGCGCUCCAGGAAAAAUGCCCACUCGCAGCCCCGCCCGUCGGCGCUGUCGCUCAGCACGCUGUCCAAUCCCAAGAUGCCCGGGGGCACGGCUGGCACGGAGCCCAGUGACAUCAUCAUUCCGCUGCGGACAGAGAACAACUACUGCCCUCACUAUGAGAAGGUGAGCGGCGACUAUGGCCACCCUGUCUACAUUGUCCAGGAGAUGCCCCCGCAGAGCCCUGCCAACAUCUACUACAAAGUCUGACACGCUCCGCACAGCCAGCGACACGGGCAGGAUGGAGAAUGAGAGGAGCGCUUGAUUUACGUUCUCGGGAAGAAACACUUUCCUUUGCAUUUUGGGGACUUGAUGUUUCUUCAAGCCCGUGUUAUUUCUACCACCUGCUGCACAAAUCUGGAGAGACGCGCACUGACCAGUAACCAGCGGGGUUGUGAGCUGACCCAUGAGAGAGGCUAAUUCUGUUUGUUUGGGAUGUCCGACAAUCCCCCCCCCACCCCCUCCUCCUCUUCGUCCUCCUCCACCACCUCAUCCCCUCACCUUGCCUCCCACCUUCUACAUCUCCCCGCCAUGCUCCGACAGGGGGGGCGGAGCUGGAGUGAGCCAACAGAUGGAACUCUUGCUUCCUGGUUCGCUGUCCCCUUUAACGGGCAGGAUAUAACUUAUCUCAGUUCCCUGAAGUACAGUCUGUGCUACACCCAAUUAAACACACCAUCCGAGCACACUAGCCAGGAACAGGCAGACACAGGCCCCGGACGCCACUCAGCCUGCAGUUUGUGUGCAAGCAUUAAAAAAAAGAAAAGAAAACGCGUGUGUGUGUGUGUCUCUGCGUGCGUGUGUGUUAGUCAGGGCUCCGCGCUGGGCCAGGGAACUCUCCAGAUAGCUCAGGUAUCAGACACAGUGUGUGAAAUAAUGUGUUCCUCUCCCUUCGCACCUCUGAUGUUUGCCUUACUUACUAUUUUUGAUGGAGGAUUUCCUCGAACCCUGAUUCAGUUCACAAAGCAGUUGUAUUUUGUUAGACUUUUCCUACAAGUGCACAAUGUAUAGAGUUGAAUAGAUCAUCAUUUUUUCGCUCCAUCUUCUCACCACCCAUGUCAUCCAGCGUGCGCAUUGUUUCUCCCGAGAACAAACCUUUGACCCCGAACUGUUGAUAUCAAGGUGUGUGUGUGUGUGUGUGUGUGUGUGUUUGUGUUCCUGAGAAUACUCCCUUCUCCACUGGUCUGAUAUGAGCUUUAGCAUUACUCUGGUAUUUAUGACCUACUUGUGUGUAUUACAAGGUGUGUCCUCGGUGAGUAUGUGUGUGUUCGGGCAUGUCCAGACCAGUCCUGUUUGUGGGCAGACGCACUGGCUGUUGGGGAAGAAGUUACUGUGUUGUAAGCCUCAAACAGACAGACUCAAACUGACGCGCUGACAGACAGACAAGCCCGAGAUCUCACCAAACCCUUUCCAGUGCUCCAGUUGGCACCAACUGAAGGUUUCACGCGCCUGAUGAGCUUUCCGGGAGAUGGUUUUUAAAGACAGCAGGCAGGUUGAUAUUUGUUUGUUCUGGCUCCUGGUGCUACGGUGUAAGCAUCAAACAGUCAGUUUGGUGCCUGCUGCCUGGGCGAGGUGAGCGUAGGUUGGAUCGUCAGCACUGAUUGGCUGGCCUACAUAGGUAGGAUGCCCUAUAUAUAAGUUGGAUGGCGAACAUUGAGAUACAGUACUGUCACAUGCCAAUUGGCCGCCAUCUGUAGAUGAGUCAGUGGAGUGCGCAGUCAGUGUCGUCGCCAGCGUGUGACUAAUCUGUGUGCCAUCUCCGUGCCCACACUCACCAGCCGGGCGAGGAAAGGAGAGAGGCAGAGAGAGAGAGAGAGAGAUGGAGAGAGCGGUGGAUAAAGGAGAAAAUGUUCCUGUGACUUGGCUUUAACCUGAGAGGAAGAUGGCGGGGAGUGGAUGGGGAUGGCGGGGUGAAGGGUGAGGUGGCGGGGCAGGGGUAGUUUAGCAUUAAUUUUUUUUCCAUCCUCUCACCGGCUUGUGCUGUGAAUAAAAAUGCUGUGCAGAAUAUUCCACAGUCAAGGUGUUCAGCCAGCGAGGACACUGCAGCUCAGCUAUCACACAGCCCAGGGCAGCGGCACCAAGACAGGAUUUACUGCAGCUGGAGUAUGUGCACGUGUGCACACCGGCGCUCUCAUUUAAGGUUGUGUUUGGGGGGGGGGGGGGGGGUUAUUUGUGCUUAUAUUUGCAGUUUCCCCCCCACUGCAAGUGUGUAUGUAUGUGUGCGUUAUUGUUGAACGCCUCUGUGGUGUAGCAGCCGAACAUACUUGUUUUCGGGACUAGGUGCUCCAAACAGUGUGGCUGCCAAAGUACGGAGCGCCGCAGUCCCAGUUAAUGAUGUGUGAGAGGAGAGGGGAGCAGAUAAGGACAGCUAUUGCUCAGCGCACAGACGUGGGCUGACGUUUGACGCUCACGUGCACACACACACACACACACGCAUGCACACACACACAGAGGCAUGCACGCGCCUAGACACACCAAGACUGACGGGUCCAGGUUUAUCUCCAGUCAAACGGUCAGACUGCCAUUUAAUGUUUAUUCACCGGCAGAGACACCCAUCAUCCGCUGCCACAUACUAUUGCCAUCCACGGAUAUACACUGCUGAGUUAAAAGGCAGCCCAGCUUGAAGACCCGGGGAAAGACUCCAGUGGCUUUUUGCGUGUCGUUAACCUCGGAGUUAACAACCUAAACAGCUGCUCGUGCUUUUGUGGCCCUGUGUUUUAACUCAGCAUGCAGCCCCUCUGUGAAACACAUCUACAUCAAAUAUUUUUGUUUCGGAUCGGUGCGCAUCCAUUCACCUACACCAGCCAAGGGAGUCAUUACCAAAUUACCACAAACCAUAUCUCAUUUUUAUUCAUCCUAGUGACCACUUAAUGUUAUUCAGAUUUUUUGAGGGAGAGUUAAAAGAAAAAAAAAAAUGAAUUAAAGAGAGAAAUGUAAAUAUAUGGAUAGAGCCCGAUUUAAGAUGUAAUUUCACCUGAACACUGCUCAUAAGAAAAAUUUAAGAUUAGAUUUUUGUAAUGGAGGAUGUUUGUAAAUAGCUGUCUUUUUAAAGUGUGUUUUGUAUGAAUCCUUGCAUUUUUUUUUCUUUUUUUUUUGGUCUCUGUUUGCAAUAUGUUUUUAUUUUUUCUUUUCAUUAGGAGUUCAACUGAAUAUUGCAACGGACACGUGAGCUGUCUUUUUCUGCAGCGUCCAGUAUUGUCAAGAAAAAAAGUCUUUGUUACCACACGUGUUAAAGAAUAAACAAAACAACAAAAAAGAAAAGAAAACGGGGGUUCAGAGUUUUUACAUCGCCCAUUCAACGGGAUUCGUGUUGCUCAGAAACUGUUCAGGACUGAAGCUUUGUCACCGAGCAGCUUUGAAACGGAUAGGUCUUUGAAACCGUGAAUGAUAAGGCUCCCUUUCCUCUGUUGGAGACUGCACUUAACUCUGCAUAUGAAGACUGUGUUAUUCCACUGCCUUUGAGUUACCUACACUUUCCACUCCAUUAUGAGAUGUAACAAAAACAUUUUGGCCCAGAAAGAUUAAUCUUUUUUUCUCGUUUUUUUUAAUAAGUCUAUCGGGCCAGACAGCGGGAAAGAGCGGGAAAGGGGGAGAAAAGGGAGAAAAGAGGCUAUGUAUGAGAGUGUGACCGUGCAGCGCUCGCCAAUAAAUCAUCCGGUUUACACCACUCAUUAUCUCCCAGGCGGUCCUUUGUUUUAAAGUUGCUCUCUCCCUCCUUUCCUAAUUUAGCACAAGGAUGUUGGUAUGAGCCUCACUGUAGGUUGAUUUCUGCUAUUGUUUCGAAGCCACAGUAUUAUUUUUCAACGUGCAUGUGUAAGCAAAACCUGUUGAAUUUGUUUCCCUUUGUUUGAAUCAUAACUGUCAAGUUUUGUUAUUUUCUUUUCAUUUUCAUUUUUUUUUUUUUUUUUUUUUUUUUUUUGCCAUUCACUUUUUCUCGCCGCUUCUCAGCGUAACCUAUUGGCACCAGCUACAAUGGAAAUAACGUUCCACCAGUUUGGAAACUACCGCAUAUUGAUAAAUAAAAUUUUUCCCAUGGAACUUGUU
Molecule: messenger RNA, 5898 nt
Organism: Acanthopagrus latus (yellowfin seabream)
Lineage: Eukaryota; Metazoa; Chordata; Actinopteri; Spariformes; Sparidae
Gene: efnb1
Product: ephrin-B1
Exons: 5
Coding region: 1069-2067 (332 amino acids)
Biological process (GO): axon guidance; ephrin receptor signaling pathway
Cellular component (GO): plasma membrane
Molecular function (GO): ephrin receptor binding
Source: RefSeq, a predicted model, not a curated record